This is a messenger RNA of Panicum virgatum (switchgrass), 1541 nucleotides long. RefSeq names its product anthocyanidin reductase ((2S)-flavan-3-ol-forming)-like. Gene Ontology annotation, molecular function: oxidoreductase activity, acting on the CH-OH group of donors, NAD or NADP as acceptor. NCBI's taxonomy places the organism in Eukaryota, Viridiplantae, Streptophyta, Magnoliopsida, Poales, Poaceae. The transcript is spliced from 6 exons. The record is from RefSeq and is a predicted model, not a curated record. Bases 218 to 1240 code for a protein of 340 amino acids.
CAGCCAGCCGGUUGCCCACGGUUGAGUUCGUGGGCGGUGGGCGCGCCAACAAAGCCGUCAAACGCCAGCGGCAGACCGGCAGUCGAUCUUUGUGUGUAGUGUGUAUAAACGAGGCCUCCAGAUCGACAGUCAGAUAAGCUCGAGUUCCGGUGUGCUAGUGAGCGAGCCCCCUUCUCCUUGUAAGCACACACCGCUAGCUGGCACCAUAUCUCCGGCGAUGUCGGCGUCGUCGGACAAGAAGAAGACGGCGUGCGUGACGGGAGGGAGCGGGUACAUCGGCUCGGCGCUGAUCAAGAUGCUGCUGGAGAAGGGCUACGCCGUGAAGACGACGGUCAGGAACCCCGAUGACGUGGCCAAGAACUCGCACCUCAAGGAGUUGCAGGCACUUGGCCCCCUGGAGGUCCUCCGCGCCGACCUGGGCGAACAAGGCAGCUUUGACGAAGCCGUUGCCGGCUGCGACUACGCCUUCCUCGUCGCUGCUCCGAUGAACGUCCGAACAAAGGAUCCUCAGAAGGAGCUGGUCGAGGCCGCCGUCCAUGGAACUCUGAACGUCAUGAGGUCGUGCGUGAGAGCCGGGACUGUGAAGCGCGUGGUCCUAACCUCUUCGGCGGCCGCGGUCGCCACCAGGCCGUUGGAAGGCGACGGGCACGUGCUGGACGAGGACUCCUGGUCCGACGUCGAGUACAUCACGGCCAACAAGUCUCCCUUUUGGGCGUACCCGGUGUCCAAGGUGUUGCUGGAGAAAGAGGCGUCCAGGUUCGCGCAGGAGCACGGCGUCAGCCUCGUCACCAUCUGCCCCGUCGUCGUCCUCGGCGCGGCGCCCGCCAGAAAGGCCGACGCGAGCGUUCCGGCCAUGCUCUCCCUGCUAUCCGGCGACCAGGCAGCGUUCGGCGUGGUGAAAGCCAUCGAGGCGACCACCGGCUGUGUGCCGCUGGUUCACGUCGACGACCUCUGCCGCGCCGAGAUAUUCCUCGCUGAGGAGACGGCGGCCGCGGGGAGGUACAACUGCGGCAGCCUCAACACGACCAUCGUCGAGAUCGCCCGUUUCCUGGCACACAAGUAUCCACAGUACAACGUGAACACAGAUAAUCUCCCCGGCGAUUUGCUUGAGAAACCGAGAGUGUGCCUCUCGUCAGAGAAGCUCGUCGGUCAAGGCUUCGAGUUCAAGUACAAGACUCUGGAUGAGAUUUACGACAACGUCGUCGAGUACGGCAAGGCUCUUGGCCUUCUGCCCAACUGAUGUGAUGUGAUGCUCCUCUCUGCAGAAUAAAUCUCUUUUACCGCACGUAAGCACAACGCCUGAACCCUAGCGGUUAAUUCCAUCUGUAUGAGAGCAUGGCUUAUAGAGGCAGCUGAAGGCUUUAUACUACUGCCAUGUCAUAUAGAACCAAUCUGAAUGUGUCAUUAAAAAUCUGAAUGUGUAGGUGUGCACUAUGUAUUAUUAUGAAACCGGUUCCGCUGGCUUAGGCCAUUCCUAGUGGAGGUUUUAUUGGGAUUUUAUUCUCAUUAAAUGAGGUGACACAUGAGCAGGCUUGAUGACA